Messenger RNA from Hermetia illucens (black soldier fly), 2274 nucleotides. Its product is annotated as probable serine/threonine-protein kinase kinX. Lineage: Eukaryota; Metazoa; Arthropoda; Insecta; Diptera; Stratiomyidae. The record is from RefSeq and is a predicted model, not a curated record. The transcript is spliced from 14 exons. Bases 1 to 2274 code for a protein of 757 amino acids.
AUGCUAUGUAGACAAGAUGAUGAGUAUGAAGACGAAGAGCAGCAAUACUAUGAGGAGGAAGGUUACGAAGGGGAUGAGGAUUACUAUGGCGAUGAGGGACAAGAGUUCGAAGAGGAGUAUGAGGAAGGAAUCUAUGAAGAGGGAGAGUUUGAGGAGGGGGAAUUCGAUGAAGGAGGCUACGAGGGCGAACACUUUGGUUUGGAGGACAGUGAGUUUAUGUACGAGGAACAAGAGGUUGAAGAAGAAGACUUUGAAGGAGAAGACUUAGAGGACGAGGUAGAUUUCCAAUUGGAUCCGGACGCCAGAUUGGAGGACUACCUUUAUGAUGAAGAAAUCCAAGCGAUGGCAGUUUUACCAGAAGAAGGUGUACCUUUCCGAGAGGGGGAGCUUCAAUUGAUGAUGUUUGAGUCUCCACCAGAAGAAGAAAGUUCUUUCAAUGAUGACGGCGUUCCUCCUUCAGAGGACGAUUUCUUCUCAUCCGAAUUUGUCGAAAGUGAUGUCGGAGACUAUGUUCCACCUUUAACCAACACAAAAAAGGCUUUGAUAUUCAGAUUAAUGAAAUUGCAAAUCAAUGAAGAUGAUGAAGAUGCCGACGAGAAACAAGCAGAACGUGACAGAAUCCUUAAAGAAUUUCAGGAAUAUUUCUUAAAAAAACGGGCUGCUAAGGCAUACCGUCGUUACAAGAAAGUUGAAGAAAUGGAAAUGGAGGAUCCAACACAAGAAGCCUUUAUAUUGGAAAAAAUGGAAAUUGCUGAUAAAAAAUUACACAGAUCCUUUUAUUACGAAGAGUUUGAACCGUGGACUUAUAAAAGACUAUUAAGAAAACGUCGAAGAGCAAUCAGGCGAAAAUAUGAAAGGUAUAGUCUUGAUCCUGACUAUCGUGAGGAGAUUAAAGAGGUGAUUCUAAGAAAUGUCGGAAAAUUUUUGGUACCUGAAUUGGAGAAACCGCCACCUCCAAUCCCAGUGUUGCUCGGUGAUAGUGAUCUUGACGACGACGAUGAAGAGACUUACGUUACGGAAGACGAAGAAGAGGCUGGAGGAGACGAAGCGGCAGAUGAGGAAGAAGCUGAUGCAGAGGGCGAACCUGUACCAGAAGAUGAUGCCGUAUCUGUUUCAGAAGGGAGCUCUUUCUAUGACGAUGAUAUACCAAACUCCGAGCUAGAGUAUUUCUCAUCGGACUACGAGGAAGAUUGCGAUAUAUACUACCCCGGGGCGAGAUCCAGAACUCUUGAUAGAUAUCGAGGACUCCUAGCAAAGUGUCGCAGCCAAUUCUUCGACGAUGAAGCAACGAAAGUUGAAAAACUAAUCAAAGCAGCAGAAGUCGAGGUACAAUUUCAAACCUUCCUUGAGCGCAAACGAGCCUAUAAGGCACUCUCUAGACUGAAAGUAGUAGAAGACAUGAAACUUACAGACCCUGCAGAAGAAGCGGAACAAUUUCUUCAUUUGGAAAUUGUUGAUAAAAAACUACACCGUGCAUACUAUUAUGGCGAGGAUGAGCCCCAGACCUAUAAAAUUUUGUUGGGAAAGCGCAGAAGAGCGUUGAUUCGAAAAUAUGAGCGCUUUGCUCGAGACGAAAGAUUUCGAGACCAGGUGAAGCGGAAUAUUUACACACAAGUAUUGAGAGUGCAACCAAGCCCUAUGUUUGAUGCCGAUUUCACGGACGAUGGAGAAAGUUCCUUCAAUGAUUCGGAAGUACCAUCGUCUGAAGAACAAUUCAUGUCCCCCGGAGAAAUAGAAGUUCCACGAGCGUACGAAAAGCCGGUUACAAGAAGAAAGCAAGAGCUUUACGAUCUCUUGGAACAAUAUGAACCCGAUGGAUUAAACGAUGAUGAUGAUAUGAUAAUGGAGAAACGAGCGAGACGUUUAGAAAUCAUCCAAAGAUUCAAAGAUACCCAAGCCAAAAAUAGACUGGAAAAAGCGCAGAGGCGUUUAGACGAAGUGCGUAAUAUGGGAAUAAACGAUCCUUUCAUAUUGGCCAAUGAGUUGAAGGAUCGCGAAAUAGCUGACAAGAAAUUAAAUCGCGGCUUCUACUACUCCCCAGGCGAGCCAGACGUAUUUAAAUUACUCCUUGAAAAACGGAUCCGAGCCAUUAUGCGGAAAUGCAAGAAAUAUGCAACUGACAAAAAGUUUCGUGAGGAGCUACAUAGCAGAUUGGCCAAACCCCAGACAAAGAAAAUUGAAGCAAUCUAUGAUAAGGAAGUCACAUGGCAAUCGUUUGGGGACCCAUAUGAUUUUGGUGAACAAAGUCUUGUAAGAUUCUUAGUUAUUUCUUGA